UUAAGGCGAUGAUCCUAUUUUCGGUUUCGAUAAACUCAUCUUCGGACAUCAAGGACAUUUCUAAAAUGAUUUGUCAUUUGAAAUUUAUCUUUGCAUGGAUUUUAUUUCUACCUCAACUGACAGAUGGCGCAACUGUCACAUGGUAUGAACCAACUCCGGUACAGACAACAUCUAAUCCAGCUGAAGCGCUCAUCCCUGGCAAGUUAGCAGUCUAUGAAGGAUCUUCUGCCACGUUGAAUUGGAACUACAGUCUGUCGUCAACUUUACUCGUAGUUCAUUUACGAUUUAAGGGUGUUUUUAUAGUUACCGUUUUACCAACUGGACAAGCUGGUCCUGUUAAUGCUAGUUUUCGGCAACGGUUCAGCGUAAGCUCGACUCCGCAAAGCGUUUCUCUGUUGAUCUCUAAAGUGACUACUGUUGACGAUAAGUCAAAUGGGGAAUUUAGCUGUGAGUUGAAUGAUUUAUCUGGUGCUACAUGGAGACGUGCAAUUCAGGUGCAAGUCGUAGUUCCAACAUAUAUCACUGGAAUUAGUGGUGAACCAACUGUUCUUCAAGGUGAUAACUUACAGUUAACCUGCGAAGCUUCGGGUCGACCAGAACCAAACAUUACUUGGACCAAAGAGGAGCCUGGGAACCAAGGAAAUACUGUUGUGGUGCAAGAAGGAAAGUUGCUGACUAUAACAGACAUCAAAAGGACUGAUGCAGGAAAUUAUACCUGUACAGCAGACAAUGGCUUUGGUAAACUAGAGAGUCGAGCAGUUCAUGUGAUUGUUACUAAUCCAGCCAAGAUUGUUAAUUUUCAAACUGAGUAUUUUGUUGUUGUACAACAAAGUGUUACUCUUAACUGUGAAGCAGAUGGGAACCCUCCACCUACUUACACUUGGAUUCCAUGUGACCCAGAACAAGUUUGCAACAAGAAAACUCUUGAUAUUUCACAAGUGCUCAACGAUGCCAGCUAUACCUGCAGAGUGGCCAAUGUACAUGGACCUGAUACAAAAACUGCCAUUGUUUACAUUGCAGGAAAGGUGAUUAACAUAACCAUUGUCAUCACAAGUGAAAACUGCGUAGACGAAAAAUACAAUAAAUCCUCAUUACUGAGGAAAUUGGAAGAGGAGCUUAAAAGAGCAUUUGCUGGUAGACUUGAUUACGAAAGAGUGCAGUCAAUGAGUGUUAGGUGUGGAAGUAUAAUUGUUGACCUUGCACUGAAAUUCAACUCCACUACGAAGGAACAAGAUGUUAUCAUAACACUUAAUGACGCCUUAAAAGAUGGAAAGCUGGGAGAGUACAGUGUGGGUUCUAUAAAAGGGAAAAGACCUAAUAUGGAACCAACAGGUGAAGAUGCCACACCACCACCUAACGCGUCCUAUGGGGGUACUGUAUGUAUUACUGUUGGUGCAGUGUUUGGAUCAGUUGCUGCACUGGCUGUUGCUGGAAUAUUAGUUUGGUGGACUUGCAGGAAAAAGAGGCGCAACACGAAAGGCACUGAAGAGGUUGCGAUGGGCAGAAGAACAUUUGGAAAUUCAAGUAAUGAAAGAAGAGAAAGUACAAAUAUUGCAGAAGAAUUGCCUAAACCUUCUCAAAGCCAUUACAUGGCACUGGAUGACAGAGCUCGUUCACAAGUGAUAGCAGAUGCCAGUCCACUCAGCAGUGAACAAAUCAGCGAGUACGCUUCUCUUGAUCCAUACACACGCUCCUGUGAGAUUCCUAGAGAACAUGUGACGAUAAAGCAGAUCGUUGGAAAAGGUGCUUUUAGUCAGGUUGCCAAGGCAACAGCCGAUAACCUACAAGGAAGAACCAAGAAGACGCUCGUAGCUGUUAAAAUGUUAUCAGAAAACGCUUCUGAAUCAGAGAAAAAGAAUUUGCUAUCUGAACUUGAAUUGAUGAAACAACUUAAACCUCAUCCUUAUGUCAUAAAACUCCUGGGAUGCGUUACCAAAUCUGAGCCACUGUUGGUGUUGAUCGAAUAUGUUCCCUUUGGGGAUCUGCUGGGUUACCUGAGAAAGAGUCGUGGAUUAAAUGAUACUUACUACAAAGACCCGAAUAUCAAACCACAAACAAAUCUUACUUCUCAGCAGCUGAUGAAGUUUGCAUGGCAAAUCGCCGAUGGAAUGUCCUAUUUGUCAUCGAUACCAGUUAUCCACCGAGAUCUUUCAGCUCGUAAUGUGCUGGUUGGAGAAGGGAAAACUUGCAAAGUGACGGACUUUGGAAUGGCUAGAGAUGUGCAAGAGGACAACAUUUACGAAAGAAAAACCAGGGGGCGUCUUCCUGUAAAAUGGACUGCCAUUGAGGCGUUGCUUUACGGAAAGUACUCUACCAAGAGUGAUGUGUGGAGCUACGGAAUUCUUCUCUAUGAGAUUUUCACAAUUGGUGGUUCACCGUAUCCACGAAUGGAUGGAAGAAAAAUUGCAAACUUACUUCAAGAGGGAUACAGAAUGCCUAAACCACAACAUUUGGAUGAUAAGUUGUACGAAAUAAUGAAAAAAUGUUGGAGAGACGAACCUAACUUAAGACCAUCUUUUGAGGAGUUGAGAAACAAACUCAGCGAGAUGGAAAACCAGCACAAGGGGUUGAUAAACUUAAAAAAUUA
Molecule: messenger RNA, 2587 nt
Organism: Pocillopora verrucosa
Lineage: Eukaryota; Metazoa; Cnidaria; Anthozoa; Scleractinia; Pocilloporidae
Source: RefSeq, a predicted model, not a curated record